ACACAGAGUCAUCUUGUUCUUCAAGUUCCUACAUAAACCCUAGAUGUUCUGUUCUGGGUUUUGAUAUUUACUUGAAUCCAAAUGAGGGUUUCAUUAGGGGCAGUGAUUGGAAGAUACCCUUUUCCUUCUUCAACCAAUGAUGGCCAAAAUCAAAAUCUUGAAACGGAUGACGUCAUCAGGCAUGGUAGAAAAUGCAGAGACUUGCCUUUUCUUGUCUUCUUCAUUGUAUUCUGGAUUGCUUUGAUUGUUAACUCCAGUUUUGGGUUCUACAAGGGUAACCCUUUGAGGCUCACUCAUGGUUUGGAUUACAAAGGGAAUGUGUGUGGUGACAAGCAUGGAAGUCCCAAUCUUCAUGGGUUGGGAGUGAGAUAUUGGGUAAACCCUAAUCAAGUAUUUGAAAGUGGCUUCAAGGAUAGUCAUGCCGACUUAGAAGAUUUUAAAAGCAUAUGUUUGAAGGAUUGUCCGAUGCCAUCCGAAGAUACUCUCAAGUGGGUUUGUAAUUAUCCUGAAGGGGAUGAUAUUCGCCUUUCGAUGGAUCAGUGGGUGAGUCGGGAUUAUGAUUAUUUCUCUUUCUUAACACCCGAGAUGAGAAAAUCUUCCCUACAACUUCUUGGUCCAUGCUAUCCCGUCCUUUUCCCGAGUGUAAACGUUUUGUGGAGUUGCGAAUUCAUGGAACGCAAAUCAAAUGUAUCUCUUCAACAAUGGCACCAGAUGGGUGGACAAACCGUUGAUGACGGAAUGAAAUUAGAUAAAACGGUUCAUAAGUCCAUAAACUCCGGAUCAUCUGUCUUAAAGCGUUAUGCGGCCGAUAUCGGGAAAGCAUGGCCCGUCUUGAUUGUUUGCGGAGGAAUCAUACCGCUAAUUUUAUCAGUGAUAUGGCUAGCCAUGAUUCAACGUCUUGUUGCUGCAAUGACUUGGAUAACGGUCGUCCUUUUCGAUAUUCUCAUUAUUUCCGUCACCAUGUUCUUCUAUUUGAAAGCUGGAUGGAUCGGAAAUGAUGCCAUCUCCCCAAUCAUCGGCAAGCACGAUCCGUAUUAUCACUUAUCCGGGCGAGAACGAGGCCAUCUUCAUUUUGUUGCAGCUCUUAUGACAAUCGUUAUGGCGGUAGCCGUCCUCUCAUCCAUCGCCAUUGCACGACGGAUCGUUAUGGGAACCGCCGUCCUCAAGGUUGCAUCGAAAAUUAUAGGAGAAGUAAGGGCGUUAAUUAUUUUCCCGAUUAUGCCGUAUGCUCUUCUCGCCAUCUUUUAUAUGAUUUGGAUAUCCGCUACCCUUUACCUCCUUAGCUCGGGCCAGGUUAUUCGAGAUAGAUGCAACGCCAAUUGUUGUGCUUACGAUCUUCGCUUGAAACAAGUGAAUUGUGAGCGGUGUUGUGGGCAUACCAUCCACUACACUCCUCAUAUCGGGCUUGCGAUCGCGUUUCACCUCUUCGGGUGGUAUUGGGUCACACAAUUCGUCAAAGCUUUUUCUUCUACCGUUAUUGCGGGAUCAGUUGCUUCUUAUUAUUGGGCUCACGGCGAAGUUCUUCAAGAAAUUUCGUUUCUUCCAAUAUUCUCUUCGGUAAAGAGGCUUGUGCGGUAUAAUAUUGGGUCGGUGGCUGCGGGCUCUCUUAUAGUCUCGUUCGUCGAGUCCUCGGGCCGGAUACUAAAGCCACUUCGCCGGAAACUGAUGGAUGUUGACGUUAGUACUCAUAACCGGCUCGGAAAAGCUUUGUCCGUUUCUUCCCAUUAUGCCCUUACGUUUAUCGAGUGGGUCAUCCGAUCCGUGAACCACAAUGCUUACAUUAUGAUUGCCAUCACGGGUGAAAGCUUUUUUGCGGCUUCGGCAAUGGCGACAGAGCUGAUUAGGAACAAUAUUCUACGAAUCGGGAAAGUGAAUGUGAUCGGAAACGUUAUUCUUUUCCUCGGGAAGUUAUGUGUUAGUCUGGCGAGUGCUUUGUUCGCAUUCCUCAUGUUGGAUACUCACGCGUAUAAAUCCGCACACAAUAAGGUCUCGUCACCGUUGAUCCCGGUGCUCGUAUGUUGGGGUCUCGGUUUUGUGGUGGCGACCCUAUUUUUCGCGGUGGUAGAGGUGUCGAUAGACACCAUCCUACUUUCAUAUUGUCAAGAUUCCGAGGGGCAUCGAGGGACUACGCAAUACGCUGCGCCUCUUCUCCUAGAAACCUUAGAUGAUCAAAAUGAACAUGAUCAAUAGCACCAAGUAGUCUUGAGUUUUCUUGCUAUCGAAUUUUGAUGUACAACAUUUAAA
Molecule: messenger RNA, 2244 nt
Organism: Cynara cardunculus var. scolymus (artichoke)
Lineage: Eukaryota; Viridiplantae; Streptophyta; Magnoliopsida; Asterales; Asteraceae
Product: choline transporter protein 1-like
Exons: 10
Coding region: 82-2190 (702 amino acids)
Biological process (GO): transmembrane transport
Cellular component (GO): membrane
Molecular function (GO): transmembrane transporter activity
Source: RefSeq, a predicted model, not a curated record